AUGGAAGAUUAUAAAUAUUUAUUCAAAGUUGUUCUCGUUGGUAACGCUGGCGUUGGAAAGACGUGUAUCGUUCGAAAAUUUACUCAGGGAAUAUUUCCGCCAGGUCAAAGUGCAACAAUCGGAGUUGAUUUUAUGAUAAAAACAGUAAAAGUGCAUGAUGAUAAAAUUAAGUUACAAAUUUGGGAUACAGCUGGACAAGAACGUUUUCGUUCAAUAACUCAAAGUUAUUAUCGUUCGGCUCAUGCAAUUGUACUCGUUUAUGAUGUUGCAUGCCAACCAAGUUUUGAUUGUCUCCCCGAGUGGCUUAGUGAAAUCGAACAAUAUGCUAAUCGUAAAGUUUUAAAAAUUCUUGUUGGAAAUAAGGUCGAUAAAGAGGAUGAACGAGAAGUUCCGGAACGAGUUGGAAGAAGUUUUGCAGAAGCUAAUAUUUUCGAUUAUUUUUUGGAAACAUCUGCUUUGGAUGCGACAAAUGUCGAUACACUUUUUCAUGAGGUUGCAACAAGAUUGACUUGCGAUAUGAAGAAGAAUGAUGAAAGGUAUCCAACGAAUAAAAAUGAGAAAAAUUCUGGUUCAAUAAGUUUGUUGGAUCGAGUUACAAUGCAAGCGAAUUCAUGUUGCGGUAGAAAUUAA
Messenger RNA from Dracunculus medinensis (Guinea worm), 630 nucleotides. NCBI's taxonomy places the organism in Eukaryota, Metazoa, Nematoda, Chromadorea, Rhabditida, Dracunculidae. The record is from the annotation of a GenBank genome assembly.